AUGAAUAUAGAUCCGCCACGACCACAACGACCUGAUAUAAUAGAGAGAGAAGUUGUUGGAAAGAGCCCUGCUUUAAGAGAGGAUCAUCAUCCUCCUCCCCCACCUUCAACCAACAAUUCACAUCACACUCACGAUCAUCCUAGUGGCAUGGAUCUAAAUUCAGAUAUACCUGAACACUAUGAUCUCGAAAAUGCAAGUUCUAUAGCGCCUUCAGACAUAGAUAUUGUAUAUCACUAUAAAGGUUUCAGAGAGGCUCCUGGUGUUCGCAAAUACAAAGCUACGCCACCACCUAUUGCUGGGUAUCAUCAUAAACAUCAAACGCCUCAACAUCGGCAUUCACCACACCAUCCCAGCGGCUAUCCACCAAGAGUUUUACCUCAAGCUUCUCAACCACCUCCACAACCAAGGCAGCAUCAAACUACGCCAUUAGCUCGCCUAUCACCCAGUAGUGAACUAAGUCAGCAACCAAGAAUUUUAACAUUGCAUGAUAUAUCGGGAAAACCACUACAAAGCGCUUUAUUGGCAACAACUUCCAGUUCAGGAGGUGUAGGAAAAGAUGCAUUACAUAGCAACAGCGAACGCAGUUUAAAUAGUCCCGUUAUGUCCCAGUUAAGUGGACAAAGUUCUUCAGCUGGCAGAAAAACACCCAGCGCAGCACCGCAAGUUCCUCAAGUUGUUUCUGUAGGAUCUGGUGCUGUAGGCUUAACUGCAGAAGAAAUCGAAAGAAUGAACGCUAGACAAAGAACAUCCAGUUUAGUAUCGACUUUAGAUGCUGUGUCAAGUUCCAGUGAAGCUCCACGAGGGGGAGGAGUUAGUCACCACAUGUCACACAGACAUCAUUCACCACCAGUUGACAAUAGAAGUUCGACGGGAUCAGAUGAUGAAAGUGGUAACGAUAGCUUUACGUGCUCGGAGAUCGAGUAUGAUAAUAAUAGCAUAAGUGCUGAUAAAUCUGAAGAUGUGAGACGGCAGAAUGUUAGUAGUGGAAACAAUAAUAAGAAGCCAAUCUUGCCGCCGCCCUAUGAAAGUUUUGAUUCGUCCUUUCGAGGUUCGUUGAGCACUUUAGUUGCAUCUGAUGAUGAUUUAUCCCCUCAUGUGGGCGCAGCUCUUUAUAGGCAAGCAAAUGGAUCUCCUGCGCCAGCGACUCUAGGAUGGGAUUAUUUUUUAAACUGGGGUCCAAAUUUUGAAAGUAUGAUUGGAGUGUUCAAAGAUAUAGCCGAAUUACCAGAUGCAGUAAAUGGUCGAAUGUCUUCCUCUUUAAGGCUACCGAAUGGUACUCCGAAACCAUCGGAAGAAUAUGUU
Molecule: messenger RNA, 1302 nt
Organism: Iphiclides podalirius (scarce swallowtail)
Lineage: Eukaryota; Metazoa; Arthropoda; Insecta; Lepidoptera; Papilionidae
Source: the annotation of a GenBank genome assembly